AUGGAGAAUGCUCAGCGCGUGGUGGCAGAUAUCGUGGCGAGAUGCCAAUACCGCGGCGUGGAGGUGUCUGAGACGCUUGCUGCGUUUAUAGCGCGGUUGGUUGUGCAUCGCAGUCAGCGUCAUCUCGUCCUAGAGCAGCCCAUGUCCCCCCAGGAUGAACUAUACCUGACGGAGCAGUGCGAAAAAGCGUUAUUGCGCAAUGAUGAUCCAGCCAUGGAGACCGUCAAGAUGCAGCUCGAGUUCGACUUCACAUACGCAAAUCUCGAAGAGGAAUUGCGCACACGAAAAGAGCGCAAGGAGCAAGCAGUGGUCAAGCUGCAGCGCACGAUCUCCUCACUUGUGCCGGAGAAAGCCACUGACUUCGAGACGCUCUCGACGCUGUACAAGCACAUUUUCACACUGUUGAUGCUAGAUGCAGAUGGACUCAGCAGAAGCAACAACAUCAACGACGAUGACGACGGUGAAAACACAUGUAAAGGGAAAUCUAAUUGUUCCAGUAAGCAGGAACAAGCAGAGCGUCGUUCCAUGGAGAAAGAGGUGGCUGCAGCACUAGAGAGUGUUUUCCCACGCAUCGGCUUGAAGUCCUUUGCAACGAUGUCUCCUGAUGACAAGCGCUUUCAAUUGGAUGAACUCAUGCGUAUCGUUGAGGGUAUCCGCUUAUUCAACAAGGAACUGGGAAAAGGUGGCGCGGGAAUUGCAGCCAGCGCCCGAGAUAUCCAGGAAAGUGUUGCAGCGUUGGCAAAACUUGUGCGAGACGAGGUUCGCGAUGCCAACGAGAUCUGUACACAGUACACUGAGGUGCUUCUGCAUGUGCACCACCAAUUAGGAACUGGGGAGGAAGCACACUCCGCGGAGCCAUCGCCAAGUCUCGACGAAAUCGCACGAUGGCAAGACGAGCUGAGCAAUCGAAGACAGUUCCUCUCCUACCUGCAGAGCCUUGAAGAGGACAUCGCGUUUUCCCACGAGAAAGUUGGCACGCGACUUCAGAUGUUCCAGGCCGAUAUGAGCGCACUGCAGAAUCUUGUGGGGGCUCGGACGUCACUGCCAAAGUCACACGUCUACCCGCUCUUUGAAGCUGUCUCCCAUUCGUGGGCUGAGCUGCACCAAGAGCACGAACUGCUACAGGCUCGUGCUCGCGCUCUACGAUCCUUGCUACGCUUCAAGUCGACCUUUACACGCACGCUUUCAUCUGAGUCCCCCAUCGUACGACAAGCACGACGUGGAGGCUCCAUCCCGCCUGAAGAUCUCUUUUCUCAUGUUGAGACGUUUCCUGUUGAAAGUCAACUUGCUGUUGAUGGCAAAACGCGGAGCUUUGGCUUGGAAGGUGAAGAUUUAGAUGGCGACGAAGACAACAGCAAUCCCAGCGAGGAAGAAGGCUCGGGCUUUCCCAUUCGGAUGCCAGUGGAAUCGACACCGGAGUUCAUGCAACUGCCACUAGAUUAUCAAGGCUUCUGUCCAUGGACAGUAGUGGAGCGUGGAGGCCUGUUGCUGCCUGGAGAUCCGUCGCUGGGAGUCGUCCAGUAUCGCAAUGCCUACCACGUUUUCGUCAAUGAACGUGCACUAGGCGAGUUCAUGAUUCAUCCACGUCGCUACGUCCAAGGAGUUCUGCGUCGUGCAGGUCGUCAACCAGCCCUCAUCUAUCUGCUACGUCUGCAAGAGUCUUUCCCGAACAUCACGUUGUCUUCGCUUCUCAAAAUGUGCCAUCGCUACCGUGCUGAAGGAGCUCGAGGGAUGCAUCUAUUGCUAGCCCCACUACCGUCACAGAAAGUAGACGCCAGCACUGCCACACCCACACACUUCAUGGAGAAGCGCAUCGACUACAAUUACGACUGGAACGAGUGGAAUCUCCGUCGCAAAGCCAUCAAAAUCGCCAACCUCCGACAUUGUCGCACCGUAGGCGCACAAACAGCGCUCAGUAGUUUCCGUCGCGAGGUCGAUACUCAGGAUUGCGCAAAGGUCAUCUCUACAGCAUCGACGACGCCAAACGCGCCGAAGCCAAAGAAGCGAAGGUAA
Phytophthora infestans T30-4 is the source of this 2013-nucleotide messenger RNA. RefSeq lists its product as uncharacterized. Lineage: Eukaryota; Oomycota; Peronosporomycetes; Peronosporales; Peronosporaceae. Gene Ontology annotation, cellular component: axoneme; ciliary basal body. Bases 1 to 2013 code for a protein of 670 amino acids. The record is from RefSeq and is a predicted model, not a curated record. The transcript has 2 exons. Gene Ontology annotation, biological process: regulation of cilium beat frequency.